This is a messenger RNA of Filobasidium floriforme, 3091 nucleotides long. RefSeq lists its product as uncharacterized. The record is from RefSeq and is a predicted model, not a curated record. Bases 474 to 2621 code for a protein of 715 amino acids. The transcript has 5 exons. Gene Ontology annotation, molecular function: metal ion binding. Lineage: Eukaryota; Fungi; Basidiomycota; Tremellomycetes; Filobasidiales; Filobasidiaceae.
CGGGGUCUGUAUAACGUUCAGCAUCACCUCUCGAUCUCUCCAUUCUCCGUCAUCGUCGUCUGUCGGUCUGUCUCGUCCGUCCGGUUCUCUGCGUUGUCGAGGAGAAAGGAAACCAAGCAAGCCAAAAAAAAGAUAGCUCUUCGCUCUUGACUUUAGCUCGUUAGGCAGGGAAAACAACUCUUUCGAGCUCCGGCUGUCUCAAGUAAAAGGAAGGACGCUCUAUCUAUCAUCCGUACACACAACUACACAAUCUCUGAUUCGGUUCGCGACCGCAUCUUAUACCAGGACAAGUGAUACCGUUUCCCGGCUGUUGUGAGACAACAAUUUCGCUCGCAAGCACUUUAUAAACACAAAACACCAAAAAAAAAAAGUCAGACUAGCCCGGAUCAACUUCACCUCGAAGCCUGCCUCUAUCUCUCUGCGCAUAUCAUCUGCACAGAGAAUAAGAAAAAGAGAACCCACUGCCUUUGAAGAUGGCCGAACCUCAAACUCAGGCUCAAGCUAACGAGCCCGUCGAGCGAGUAGAGGAAACUCCCGCUCAGACCGAGCAGCCAGAGCAGGCAACUUCUGUCCCUGCUCAACCUGAAGCUGAUGCCGGAGCGGCCUCUUUCCAAGCUCAGCAAGAACGUAUGAAGGCUCUUCACAAGAACUGUGCCGAGGGUGACGUCUUGGGCGUAAGGGGGAUCUUGAGCGGGAGCUUGGAAUUGUUGGAGAGUAUCGACCCUGCGACUGGUCUGACUCCCAUGUUGCAAGCGAUCUAUGCCAACCAAGUCGAGGUUGUCAAGGAGUUGAUGAUGGCAGGCGCCUACCCCCCUCCUCCUACCGUAACCUCCGAGCCGGCCAUCCUCGCUGUUCUCUACCCUCAGCUUCCUCCCGCCCAGUUUGGUAUGCCUCCUGCUCCUGCGCACUUUGCGCCUAUGCCCAACCCGGGUUCGUCGAGCGAGUUUGCUGGAUCCGAAUUCGCUCCCAUCUUCCCAGGAAAUGGUCAGCACCGGACGUCGGUGUCUCAGGAGAGGCACCAUGAUGCCAACAAGCUCCCUCCUACCGAGGUCUCCAAGACCAUUCCGUGCCGCAACUUCCCCAACUGCAGGUACGGAGAUGCUUGCGUUUUCCAACAUCCCCAGCCUCAGCACUUUUACACUUCAGCGCCUUACCAGCCUGCCGAGUUCGUCCCUGGCGGAUUCCCGGGGAUGCCCAUGUACUAUGGGAUGCCACCACCAGCGCCUUUUGUUCCCCUCGAUGCGCAGACUCCUGCUUUCGCACCUCCUAUGCCUCCUGCUCAGCACAGGCAGUCUGUGGAUGUCAACGGAGCUGCUCCGGUAGCGGUUUCGCCUGCUGCUCCCGCUCCCAUCCCUCUGAACGGAUCGGUCGAGACCAACGGAGUACCCGCUCAGUCCUCGGCGCCGUCUCAACAGGCUCCCGUCUUCCACCCCCGUGCUGCCGGGAUGAACGGUUUCCCGGUCAACCAGAUGCCGUUCUCUCAACAAGCUGGGUUCGAUCAGAGCAAGAAGGGACAUCACGUCAAGCGAAUGUCGUUCGGAGGGGUCCCCAAGGCUGCUUGGGCUGUCAAUGGCGGAGGUCCUGCUGCUACGCUCGCCCGACAGGCAGCUCUCGGUUCGUGGAGCAAUGGACAACCGCCAGCAUGCGUCUUUUUCCAGAACAGCAAGUGCAGGAACGGAGAGAUGUGCAAAUUCCCUCACAUCAUGCCGGAUGGUACUGACAGUCGUCAUCCCGACGUGAUCGCUGGCACCGUCGCCGCCGCGCCUGUAUCGACCAACCCUAACUUCAGGCCUCCCACGAGGGGUCGAGUGCCUGUGGGAAACAACUUCCACUUUGAGCGUCAGCAACACUUUAUGAAGGUUCAAGCCAUGAGGCAACAACAGGUCGCUUCUCGCGCUUCGCAACCGUCGACAGGGACGACGAGUCCUGCCGAGAAGACUGAGACCGUCGCUGAGACUGAAGCUGCGUCUGCUGCCCCUGCAAGCGAGGAAUCCGCUGCUCCCAAGGCCGAGCCUGCGGCAAACGCUGUUCCUGUCGCUCCCAAGGCUCAGGCCGCUGCCCAGGCUGCUCCCCGUACGAGAAGCGUGCCAAACACCCGGGCUCAUUCGCCGAAUGCCAAUGUCCCUACCAAUUCGCGAGCUCCUCGUAUCGGUGGAAGAUCAACGCAGGUCGGAAAUGGUCAAGCCGCUCGAUCGACCUCGAUCCCUGCUGUUGCAAAGGAGGUCAAGCAGAAGCUCCCUAGUGCCGACGACUUUCCGGCCCUUGCCGGUUCGACCGGAUCCCUCAAUGGCGACAGCGGUGUCAUCGUCAAGCCUGGUCCUUAUGGUAACAAGACGGCUGCUCAAGUGUUGUCUGCGCCCGCUCCUCACAAGCCGGUAGCUACUGAGUCUGAAGAGGUCAAGGCCGGUUCUCGAUCCAGGACUUCUUCUGUAGGACAGGGUCUCUCUACCGAGUCUGAUGACGAAGCCGUUGUCAUCUCCAUCAAGGAGACUCCUGAAGCCUCGACUGUGCCCAGCGUGUCCGCAACUCCUUCGUCGGUACCCAAGGCCCCCAUCAGCUUUGCCUCGAUCGCCAGCAAGACGUCGACGGAAACCCCUAUGAUGGUAGUUUCCCAGGCUUAAAUCAUCUGCGAAGUAUCGCACGUUUGAUCAAAAGGCGCAUCACCGGCCGCGCCAAAUUCCUUCCUUGUUUCAUACUCUCCCCACCGCCCUAGCCCAGCACCGUCUCUCGUCUUAUCAGGUUUCCGGUCUUUCUCGCUCUAGCAUACAACAACGAUAACGCCGCUCUCGUGAAGCCUCAGCUCUCGACUGCCUACAACAUUCCUCGCACCAUAUAUGGACAGGCUCGACCUCUACGCUCCGGACCGCUCGCCGACACUUUCAUCUCUGCGCCCUGUGUCGACGCGAUCUCGGAGGAUGGAUGAUCUCGGACGCCGCUUUUUCUUUCCACUCACUGCUUGCUCGCUUUUCUCCGUCCGUCGCAUGACUGUUGCCACCUUGCAUGUAUUCAGAUCUAGUUUCCCCUUCUCCGUGUUGUCGCUUUGGCCUAGCCGAGGUCGUUGUCACUCAAUGAUAUUGGCAUUUUUGUAUUA